Molecule: messenger RNA, 668 nt
Organism: Anthonomus grandis grandis
Lineage: Eukaryota; Metazoa; Arthropoda; Insecta; Coleoptera; Curculionidae
Exons: 2
Coding region: 164-556 (130 amino acids)
Molecular function (GO): odorant binding
Source: RefSeq, a predicted model, not a curated record
AAAACAAAGACUGACUCGAUAAGUCAGAUUAUAGGCAACAAAUAAUAAAUAUUUAUCAGAAUUAAAUAUUUCUUUUAUAGUUUAACAUAAUAUAUAUUGGAAAGUAUACAGACUCUUGAAGUAUCAGUGGUAUAGUCAAUAGUGUUAUAAAAACGCAUCAAAAAUGAAAGUUGCUAUUACUUUAGUCAUUUGUAUGGCGCUGUUUUCGGCUGUUAUGGCCGCAAUUCACGAAACUCUAACAGAGCAAAAAGUACAAGACGCCUACAAAAAAUGCGCGAACGAUAUCACCGUUGGCGUCAACCGAGAUAAAUCAGUUGGCUCAGAUCCAGAUGGUGCACACCUUAAGUCAGUUAUUACUGGAAAAAUGUCUGUAUGUUUUCUCAAAGAGAUUGGCUUGAUGAAUGCUGAUAAUACUUUGAACAUCACGGAAAUGAAGCAAAUCGUUGAAAAAAGGAUAGAUCCUGCAUAUGCAAAAAAAUUUUUGGAAGCUUGUACUGCUGAUAAGGGUAGCCCCGAAGCAACUGCUAUGAAUCUAAUACAAUGUUUUGUAAUAUGAAAAGCCUAUGUAAUAUAUGCGACUAAUUAUUUUAAAAUUUAUAGAAAUCUCAAAUAGUUAUAUUAGAUAAAGUGUUUAAGUAAUAAAUAUGAAUUAAUGUGUGACGCAAAAA